Messenger RNA from Plodia interpunctella (Indianmeal moth), 2185 nucleotides. RefSeq lists its product as uncharacterized. Bases 109 to 1254 code for a protein of 381 amino acids. The record is from RefSeq and is a predicted model, not a curated record. The transcript is spliced from 2 exons. NCBI's taxonomy places the organism in Eukaryota, Metazoa, Arthropoda, Insecta, Lepidoptera, Pyralidae.
UUUUUUUACGCGCGCGCGGUAACAGACGGACGUGUUUAUGUUGUCUCAGUGCAAUAUUUAUUCUUAAAAAUAUUUGUCAAGUGCACCUGUUACGUUGAAUCCAAUGAAAUGGGGACGAAAUGCAGCGGUUGUGACGCCGUGUUAUACGACAUAUCGUAUAUGGAGUGCUCGAAGGAAAAAUGCCGAAAAUUAUUUCAUCUUAAAUGCUUAGCGAUGUCAGUUGCAACAUUUGAAUCGCUAACGGAGGAAUACAAGAAACAGUGGAUGUGUCCGGAAUGUGUGAGUCUAAACCCGAGGAAAGACAAUACUAAUACUCCAGUUCGAAACACCAUCAUGAACCAGACCUUCACUCCCGGCUGUAAUGUCAACACCGCGCGGGGAAACCGUCUUCAAGCCGAUAUUUCUCUCAUGGAAACCGACAACAAGAUAUCAGAUGAAUUGCGUGAAUUUCGUGCAGAAAUAAUGACUCGAUUCGACAAUCAGGAAGCAGCUUACAAGCAGCUAUUGGAUGAGUUAGUUAAAAAUCAGUCAGAAUUGCAGGAGUUACGUAGGAGUUUUGCGAUUGCGUUUCAAGAAGCUAAGAAAGUAACAGUGUUGGAAGAUGAAAUAAAAGUUCUAAAAAGUAGAAAUGAAUACCUGGAAUCGUGCUUUAGUAGUAUGAAUAGCAACAAAGGGAAGAUUGGAAUAUCGAAUAAAAAAUCAGAACCAUUAUCUUUUGCUUCGGUGACAAAAACAAAAGUGCAGGAGGUAGUCGCACCAUCGUGUGGGGCCAUGAAACAAGCAACCGUACCGGCGAUGGCGAAGCCCCUCCAACAAGAAAAUGAAGUUAUACGUUUGGACUGCACGUUGAAGGAUGUAGAAGUCGCCGAAAACAAGAAAGAGGAAAAUAGCUGGACGGAAGUAAGAAGAAAAAAUCGUUUUUCUAAUAGCGAAAUUAAAAGAGGAGGGAGUGUGAUCUCAACAGAUAUAGAAGGAACAGAACGGAAAAAGUAUUUACAUGUGUGGCGAUUAAAAAAGGAAACAGCGACAGAAAAUUUAGAAGCAUAUGUUAAAAAAAUAUGUGGUAAAGAAUGCCCACUAAAAGUCGAGAAAAUAAAUCAUAAGACUGAAAGAGAUUAUGCUUCAUUUAGAAUAGGAGUGCCUGAAAGCCACUAUGAUAAAUUGUGUCAAUCGGACGUAUGGCCUGUCAACGUCGAAUUCUGCGAAUGGAUUUGGUUUCGCAAAACGCAGGAUGCGAAAAAAAUCUCCCCAUAAAUUGAUAGAAGUCUAUUACCAAAAUGUCUGCGGACUCAGGACAAAGUUAGAGGAGUUUAGUGCAGCGGUAGCAUCUUCAAGUGCAGAUUUAAUAGCAAUUACUGAAACAAGCUGUAACCAUUCUAUCAGAGAUGCUGAACUAAUUCCUCCGGGUUAUAAAAUCAUCCGCUGUGAUCGAACGGACGGGCGUAAGCAGGGCGGAGCGUUUUUAGUGGCCACACCGCAUAUCGACUUGCGUAGUGUACCGAUACCGGAUGACGUCAAAAUAGACAAUCAGGUUUUCGAACUGGUUUGUGCCAAGGUGUUUAUAGGUGAUAAGUUUUUAUUGUUGUGUUGUGUUAUUUACAUUCCGCCGGGUAGUAAUGACACCGAUUAUUUAAUAUUAUUUAAUAUAAUAGAAAAACUUUAUGAUAAAUAUAAUAGGCGAUUAUUAGUCAUAGGUGACUUUAACUUGUACUCUGCUUCUGUGAAUACUAAUAAUUACUUUGAGUAUUUUCUAACAUAUUGUGAAUUCACCCAGAUAAACAAAAUAGAUAAUAGCAUGAAUCGUCGGUUAGAUUUAGUGUUAACUCCAGCGGGAGAAGAGUUGGUGGGCGUGCGUGCUGCUCCCGAGCCGUUUGUUCGCAUUGACCGGCUACAUCCCCCGCUUGAGAUAUCAGUGACUUUGUCCGCUUGCGCGACGGCGGCGGCGGACCAGCGACUGCACUGGGACCGCGAUAGGAAUGAUGCCAAUGUGAGUGCAGAAAACCCUCAGUGGAAUUUCGCCAAGGCUGAUUAUCCCCUGCUGUACGGUACGUGUGGCGUCGCCGUCGCCCGCGUCUGCUGGCCGUGCCGCGCGGGCGCACUAACUUGUUCAACAAGGGGCCGCUUGCACAAGCACUGCUCACACUUAACCAAGUAGCUGACCGAAUAGAUUUAUUUUCCUGUUCAC